Molecule: messenger RNA, 3795 nt
Organism: Parasteatoda tepidariorum (common house spider)
Lineage: Eukaryota; Metazoa; Arthropoda; Arachnida; Araneae; Theridiidae
Product: poly(A) RNA polymerase GLD2
Biological process (GO): RNA 3'-end processing
Molecular function (GO): poly(A) RNA polymerase activity
Source: RefSeq, a predicted model, not a curated record
ACUACAGUUAAAGUUAAUAAAAAAGUAGUUUAAAAUUGUUUGAUUCAUGAAAUUUCUUUUCGUGCAAGUAACAGCUGUAAAGGCGUGUCCGUCUUCACAAAAAUAAAAAAAAGUAUUCCUUUAAUAUUCUCUUUCAGUUUUGCUUUUAUAAUUCUAAAAUAAAAUAUCCAUCCGGGUGAUUUGUGGUGCAUUAACUAUUUCAAUUAAUGUAAAUCUUACUCUCGUGAAGCUAUGGUGUAAGGUAUCUUUUUUAAAAAAAAAACUGGCACACUGCAGUAUAAGAUUUUUAUCAAAAACAUCAGGGAUGAAUUCCUCAAACAUAACCACCAGCAAUUUGAAAUUAUGGCUUUCAUGUGUUUAAAUUGAAUUCAUUUCUACAAAUCUCAGAGACCUUUUUAUCCUUGUCCACCUUCAUGUUUGAUAUGUAUCAUAGUUUAUACCCAGCAUCAUGGUUCAUCACCAACCAGUCCCAAAAGACACCACUCAUUUUUGCAUAUGGAGAUCUUCCCUUAAUAUCACUUGAUCACGUAACAGCAUUAUUGCCUUCUUUCCACCAGCAGCCUAUCUUUGCAACCUCUCAAAUUGCUGUUGACAUUCCCAACAACAUGAAAAGGAUUCCUGUUAAUAUGCUGAUGCAGAGUAUGGAAUCUGUGAAUAAUAAUUGCAUGCCUUUUCUCAGGAGACGAAACUUAACCCAGCAGUCUUUACCUAGGCAAAUUUCCCAGGACAGUUUGAUGGAAUCUGCUUGUGGUGACAGUGGCAUGUCAAGUUCACGUUCAUCGACUCCGUCAUCUGUGGAAACUACUGGAAGUAGCGAAAUAAAAAGACAGCCUGUGAUUCACACGCCUAGUUCAACAAACAUGUAUCGUCCCCGGAGAAAAUUUGAGCAUGGACAUAAUUCUCAGAGACAGAAUAUGCAUCAAGGAUAUCAAAACAAUCCAAAACCUUUUCCUUCCAAUCAGAAAGUUUUUAAUGCAGGAUUACCUCAACGAAAAAUUCCCCGUGAUCUAAAAGAUGAGUGGUUUGAUGUGUCUCUUGAGAUUUGGAACCAUUAUAUAAAAACAAGGCAAAGAGAAGAUAUGUAUGUAAAAAAAAUGAAUCUUCGGAAUGCAAUGCAUCAGGUACUGAGCAGACUUUUUCCAAAUUGUGGGUUAAGGGUAGUUGGCUCAUCUGUUAAUGGUCUUGGUACAAAUACCAGUGAUGUUGACAUGUGUUUAAUACUUUCUACCACAGAGAUUGAUCAACAAACGGAAGCCAUGCAUAUUUUAAAAUAUGCUCAAAAUGAGCUACUGGCAUGCCCCUUUGUAAAAAGUACUGAUCUGAUUACAGCUAAAGUUCCCAUUCUGAAAGUUGUGGAAAAAUAUAACAAUAUUCAAGUGGAUUUAAACAUCAACAACACAGUGGGUAUUGCUAACACACAACUUAUUGGGGCAUAUAGUCAAAUGGACUGGAGGAUACCUCCAUUAGUUCUUGUGAUCAAGAAAUGGGCUCAAGAUUGUAAGAUAAAUAAUGCCAAGGAAAUGACUCUAUCUAGUUACUCUCUAGUCCUAAUGAUUAUUCAUUACUUACAAUGUGGCUGUGAACCUCCUGUACUUCCAUGCUUACAGAAAUUGAACUCGCGGAGAUUUGAAACUACUGAUUAUUGGCGACCAAUUUCUUUCGGAGACUGUCUUAACUUUCAAACAAAGAACACACAGUCCCUUGGAAGUCUAUUGUAUGGUUUCUUCGAUUACUACACUGAAAAAUUUGAUUUUUCAAAAGAUGUCAUGUCUGUUCGCUUGGGAUGCAAACUACCUAAAGCAGUUGCCAUGAAUUUUAGAUCAUUAAAAAAUAAAAGAGGCCAUUGGAAAUUUAUCUGUAUUGAAGAACCUUUCAAUCGUACAAACACAGCAUGUGCAGUUUAUGAUCAAGAUUCAUUUAACAGGAUUAUGAAUGCAUUCAAAAGUACAUGGCUUCAGCUAAAAGCUAAGAAAGAUUUAGCUUGUGUUCUGGUGUCAUAAGAAUUUGAGAAAGUUGAGGUUUUUAAGUUACCUCUGAUGUGUUCUUUUUUCUAGAAGUUAAUCAAGUGCUUUUACAUUUCCAAGUUUUGUUUCCCUGAUUCCUAUGGAUUGUCCAAUGUUGAAAGACUUAAGGAACUCAUAUUUGUAUAUUUUGUAAAUGCAGAGAUGAAGACAUGUAAAUACAUAACUUAAAUAAUUUAUUUUGUUCUAAAGAAUUAAUAUAUUACCAUAUUUGUGAAUGUUUCUUACAUCAAAUGUAGUUUUAUUUUAUUUAAUUGCUCAGAUCAAGAUUUUAUUUCUCAACUAUCUAGCCAUAAUCUCCAAAGAAAAUGUUAUAACUGAUUGUAGUUUUUGUCUUGUGAAGUUACAUCUUGUAUAUAAUAUAAUGAAAUGAUACUUUAUACUGUUUGUAUAUUUUAUUGUAAGUAGAAUUUAGCAAUAAAGAAAUUAUUUAAUAAAUGACAGUUAAAUAAUUAAUAUUUCAGAUUUAUCUAUUAUAUUCCAUAAAAUCUAAAAAAAAUGAUACUACAUUGUGGUAUGUAGAUUAAAACAAAAAACAAGGUGAAUUAAACACUUUAAUUUGUGCUUUAUUCAUGUUGUUUUUUACUUUAUUCCAGAAAAUAUUUUUAUGAUUUUAAAUUAAGUUACUGUUAAAACUCUUCUAACAGGCAAAGAGGUGAAUGUACAAAUUUGUCUUGUCAGAAUACAUUUUGUUUAAGUAAGAAAUUUAUAGUAUAUUUUGUGUUUUAAACAUAAUGUUCAUUUUAAAGUUUAGUUUUGAAUGCUGUUUUAAUCCAUUAUUAAACAUCUAAUUCCCUUAGUUAAUUUUUUAAAAAAAAUUUUAAGUUGUGAUAUAUCUGGAGAAUUCUAUGCUUUUCAUAAAGUUUACUAAUGUGGCAUCCAAAUGUGUUAUUUGAAUUCGUAUCAAAAUAUGCAUUCUUUUCUUUUGUUUAAAAUAUAUUUUAACUACUUUUUAGUAAAAUCAAAUUUUUUGUAAAAACUUCAAACUGUGUAUUAGUGAUAGGUGAUAUCAUAAUAUUAACCCCUUAAUGGUCACAUAAUUUUGAGGAAAAUGGUCACCAAAGUGCCUAUUUCUUUAUUUAAGAAAAUUAUAUGAAACUAAUACAAUAAAUGUGUAUCUUUUUUAAUUUUGGGGUUAAUUUUUAUUGCGGACAUCAAGUUUAAAAUGAACUAUCUCUAAAUCACAUUGCAAAUAGUCUGGUUUUUCGAUUCAAAAAUAAACAAGAUUCUAUGUGUGAGAAAUAGAUUGUUUUAAUCUUUUUGGCAUGUUACUUUUGAACACUCCAGCCCAGAAAUGUCACUGGUUCAAGAAAUAAAGGGCAAAGCUUCACCCCCUCAUUUUGACUGGAGUUAGAAAAAAGGGGAUGUGUUAUUUAAUGACAUAUAUUUUUCCAUUUUACUAAUUUAGAAUAUUUUAUGUUGCAAAAUAUUUUCUUUACCCCAAUUGAAAAGAGAUUCAAAAAUAAGUCAUGAUAUUCACGAUAGGUCAUUGGAAUACUUAAAAACUCAACUUUUGCAAUACUAUUAAGAAAGUUACAUUACCUAAGGAUAUACAUUAUUUACUACCUGUAAAAACCCUUACAACUCACUGAGGCGAUCUGGUAAUUUUAUAUUUUGAUUUGUGUCUUUUUUUCUUUUUUUUUUUUUGACUUGUUGCUAUUAAAUCCUACAUUCAAUAGAAUUACGAUUUGAUCGCUCUAUCUAGCAUUAUAAUUUUUAACAUAAUCACUUCUAAAAUGGCAUGCUUUCACCUCUGAAACUAACCAACUUCAUA